ACGCUGAGAACCGAGAACAUGACAAUCAAAUUGUUGUGACUGAGAAUAAUAACACAUGGUCUAAAAACGCCAGUGGUGUUGGUGAGGGAUGUGAAAAUGAAAUAGGUACUGUUUCUGAAUGCCAAAUUGGAGUUUCAAGCCCCGAAGAAGGCCCUCAUGUUGGCUGUUGUUCCACAGAAAUUGGACUUUGUCAUGAAGAAGACACUAAAUCAAAGAAAAUUGAAAACACUGAGGAAUCUGUUUCCCCAGAGAUGGAGUGUGAGCCACUCCCAUCGCUUAAGGUGUUUGAAGGUGUGGGUGCUGAUAAAGAUGCAACACAUGGUGAGAAUAAAAUAGCUCUUGAAUCAUGUGAGGAUGAGUACAAACCUCGAGAUUUACCCACUUUGAACUCUGGAAGCUCUUCCCCUGAAGAUGAGCCGUGUCAUGAGACUGUGGUUUAUCCAUCAGUGCUGGAGGAGACGGGUGACCCUGGUGAACUGUAUCUGGAGGAUGUUGAGGUUAAUUGUUUACUAAAUAACUCUCACCACCAUAACCAGGAAGCUGAAUUGGUUUCAGACUCAGACUGUGAAAAUUUAACUGGUAUAUUAAAGGAUGAGCAUGCCGACUGCGCACAUGAUUGUCUGGAAGAUCUGGAUCAAGAUGGUGAUUGUGAGGGUCAGGAUCGCUCUCUCCAUAAACUACAGGUUUUGUAUAACACCGCUACAGAGGAGAACAUUCUCCUACAUGAGAAGAUUUCUCUGCUUCAACAGAAGACAGAAAUACUAGAGAAUCUUCUGGCUCAUAACAGUGAAAAAAUCAAAACUGGCCACCAGAUUUUGGAGGAAAACUAUAGCCUAAAAGUUAAAUUGAUCCUGUUAAUGGAGCACAUCAAAGAGCUAGAGAUAAAGGCCUUAAAAAUGACAGAUCUUCAGAUUCGAUAUGAAGAUUGCAUGUGUGAAAAUGCCAAACUUAAGGAUCAAAACAGUGAACUUGAAAAGAGGGUUUGGAGCCUUGAAAGCAGGAUGAAUAUUCUCCACAAUUUCCAAGAUAAGCAGAUUUCACUUGUGGAUGAGAUCAGCAGGAUGAGGGAAGAAAACACCAAGCUGUCAGAGUUGUUCGGUGAACUGGAGAGGCAUGAUGAGAUUCUUUCAGCCGUGCAUCCAGACGCUGGGCAGUCAGAGAGCCCCACGGAGGAGGAUUUGGUGGAUCUGACCAGUCAGCUGCUGGUUAAAGUUCAGACGGCGAGUGACCUCGAGGAAUGCUGUGAACAGUUUGAGAAGCAGAACACCAAACUUCGCAGAGCCGUCACAGACCUCCAGGACAAGUCGCAGACAUUAAAUGAAACAACACAGAGCCAUAGGUAACGUGGAGAAAAACUAGGAUCCCGUCCUCCCAUGUCUCCCGUGGCUUCUCGUUGUCCCUACCCUUUGGUGCUUUGAUUUUUAAGAGUGCUCCUCCUUUUGUUCCCAAGCACAACAUAGUGCGGUAUGUCCUACAUGUGAUUACCGUCCUGAUGCCCCUAAACCUUUGUGCGGUGCAACAGAUCUUGAUCAACAUUUGUGGUACUUUGAUCCCUGUGGACCACCAGUAGAAAGGCAAAUACUAGCAAGUUUAAUGUGUGUAAUUCAUAGAACAAGCUUCUUUUAAUCAAUAUGUAG
Molecule: messenger RNA, 1637 nt
Organism: Xiphias gladius (swordfish)
Lineage: Eukaryota; Metazoa; Chordata; Actinopteri; Istiophoriformes; Xiphiidae
Exons: 1
Coding region: 252-1343 (363 amino acids)
Source: RefSeq, a predicted model, not a curated record